CGUCAUUCUGAAUGAAGACGCAGAUUCUCUGUUCACCGCUAGGCGUCGCUUUCGUGGCGAUAAAAGCCCGCAGGCGCCGCUUUAAACGAAAUCGACCAAUCGCUGGAGGGCUUGCAAAAAAAACGAAUCGUUUGGGAGUCGUUGAACAAAGAAGGGGGUCGGAGCGCUGAAGGACAGCUGGGAUGUGGUUCCUGUGGGCCCGUGGUUAGGAAAGAUUCGUCUCGGAAACUUCUAGAAAGCGGCUUGUUUUGUAGACGGAGGCUCCGCUGCGGGGAGACCGGUGUCAGUCUCUCCUGUGUCCGUUCCUCCUCCGUCACUGCUUCACCGCCGGAAACCGUUCGAGAGCAAUCGCGGCUUCGUUUGCGGAGUUCAGUUAGUUUCACCGGGAAGAAGUUCCAGAUCGGAGGCAUCGGUUCGGUCCGGUCGUCCUCGGCUCAUCUUCAUCCGUUCAGCCGGUGCGGACUCAUUCUCUCAGAUCUGACAACUUGAACAACUCCAGGAUGGUGCGUGUCGGCGCCGCUGGGCUGCGGGUUCUUGCGGUUCUUCUCGUGCUUUCAGCAGAACGCGGACUGACUCGGGCUGAGACUCGGGCGACGGUCCGGAGGGUGACCCAUCCUCCUCUUCUCCGGCCGUUAUCGGGCUCCGCUCUGCUCCCGUGUGUGUUCACGCUCCCAGCCGCCCGGCCCCCGGGACACGGGCCCUUCAUCCGCUGGAGCCGGGGCGAGCGGACGGUGCUGUCGGCCCGGGACGGGGUGGUCCGGGUGCACCGGGCGUACGCGGGCCGGGUCAGUCUGCCCGGAUACUCCGCCGACCCGCUCGACGCCUCGCUGGAGAUCUCCCAGCUCCGCUCCAACGACUCCGGGGUCUUCCGCUGCCACGUCGCUCUCGGGGAGAAAUAUGAGCAGGACACGGUCAACCUGGAGGUCAAAGGGGUGGUGUUUCACUACGGCUCUCCGGCGGAGCGUUACUCGUUGUCGUUCUCCGAGGCCGCUCAAGCGUGCCAGGAGCACUCGGCAGAGGUCGCGACCCCUGAGCAGCUGUGGGCAGCGUUUCACUCGGGUCUGAACAGCUGCGCUGCCGGCUGGCUCCGAGACCAGAGCGUCAGGUAUCCCAUACAGAGACCUGAGCUCGGCUGCUACGGACACCAAGAGCUUUCUGCUGGAGUGAGGAAUUAUGGGAAACGGGACCCUUCGGAGCUGUUUGACGUUUACUGUUUCGCCAGCGACAUGCAAGGUGAAGUGUUCCCGGCCGGUGUUCCUGACCGACUGAGCCGCCCGGAGGCCGAGGCUCUCUGUGUGUCUGUGGGCGGCCGGCUGGCGACCGUGGGUCAGCUGUACCUGGCCUGGAGCUCUGGUCUGGAUCACUGUGAGCCGGCCUGGGUCUCCGACGGCAGCGCGAGGUCCUCCAUCGGCCCGCUGCGCUCCGACUGUCCCGGCGGAGAACCCGGCGUCCGGACCGCUUCACCGGAGGAGCUGAGCAACGGGACGGCGCGCUUCGACGCUUUCUGCUAUCGAGAAAAGACCGAGCAGAAGCCCAUCGCAGGCAUCGUGAAGUCCUUGCUGAGGCCGUGGAGGUACAUGACCGGAGGAGACGCUUCGACCGCGAACUGGACGGGACCGGUGGAUCUGGACAGAGAGCCCCUGAUGGCCCCCGAAGGAGCCGAGCUCUCGGCCGAGUAUCUGACCGUCCGCCUGCGAGGGGACACGUCUCUGGACUGGAGCGGUCAGCUGGACUCCUUCCCAGACGUCCGGCAGGCGUCCCCGGAUCUGAGUCCUGGCGGCUCGGCCCGGGAGGAGGAGGACGAGGACGAAGGUCUGUCCGGUCAGUCCAUGAGUGCCGCGACUCCUUCGGAGGCUCCUCAAGGAAAGAGCAAGAGCUCCCUCACCAACAUCGUCAGCUCGCUGUGGAAGCCCUGGAGCUACUUGAGCGGAAGCGAAGCGGAGACGACGACUAAGAGCUCGGCUGUGACCGAGACGCCCGAGACGCCCGAGACGCCCGCCAGAACCACCACAGCGCCCGGAGCAGGACUGAUGUCCUGGUGGAGCCGCUCGUGGCUGCCCGGUCCUUCAACCUUCCCCGAUAAAUCAAUCACCUCCUUCCCGCCCACGAGUUCAGUCGUACCGACCCGCGUCCCGCCGAACGCCACCAGAGACGCCCCGAGUGACGGUCAGACCGGUCGCCCCGCGCAGGAUGGCCCGGCGGCGGCCGCCGAUUGGGUCGCGGUGACCGAAACCCCCGAGCAGAACCCCGCCCCUGAACCCGCCGCCUCCGCCUCGACCGAGAACUUCUCCGGAGAGAGUCGGGCGCCGGAGACGGAGGGCAGCUCGUGGGGCGACUCGUACCCGUCGUCCCAAACGCCGCAGACGGUGGAGACGACCAGCGCGGGCACCACCUCCGCCCGCGGCCUCGAGGCUCGCGGAGAGAUCCAGUACAGACGCAGAAACAAGCCCAAGAGACUCAACCCGAGCACCAGCGCUCCACCCGCCUCCAGCGCCGGAGACCCGGCCACCGCCCUCUCCACCUCCUCAGAGCAGACUCAGACGCCAGGCCUCGUCACGACCGUCUCCGGCGCCGAGAACGUCCUGAAGAACAGCUCCGCCGGAGAAGAAGCGGACGACAGAUGCAGCUGUCUUCACGGAGGGACGUGUCUUCCUCACGGAGAGGGUUUCCGCUGCUUCUGUCCGCAGGGUUACGCUGGAGAAAGCUGCGAAAUCGAUGUUGAUGACUGUCAGUCGAACCCCUGUGAGAACGGCGGCACCUGCAUCGAUAAAGAGGACUCGUUUGUGUGCCUCUGUUUGCCGAGUUACAGCGGAGACCGAUGCGAGAGAGACACGGAGGGCUGUGAACACGGCUGGAAGAAGUUUCACGGUCACUGCUACCGUCUGUUUCCUCGCAGACACACUUGGGAGGACGCGGAGAAGGACUGCAGGGAACACAGCAGUCACCUGACCAGCAUCACUUCCUCCAUGGAGCAGGACUUCCUUAACGGUCUGGGUCACGAGAACGUCUGGAUCGGACUCAACGAUCGUACAGUGGAGGAGGAUUUCCAGUGGACUGACGCCAUGGAUGUUGUGUACGAGAACUGGCGUGAGAAUCAGCCGGAUAAUUUCUUCGCGGGCGGAGAGGACUGCGUGGUGAUGAUCACCAGAGAAGAUGGCAAAUGGAACGACGUGCCAUGCAACUACAACCUGCCCUACGUCUGCAAGAAAGGAACCGUGAUGUGUGGGACUCCGCCGGCCGUGGAUAACGCCUAUCUAGUGGGCCGCAGGCGCUCACACUACGACAUCCACGCCACGGUCCGCUUCCAGUGCAACGACGGCUUCUUCCAGAGACACAUCCCGACCGUCCGCUGCCGGCCCAACGGCGCCUGGGAGAGACCCAAGAUCAUCUGCACCAAGUCGCGGCGAUCCCACCGUUACCGUCGGCAACACCACAGAUCUCGGCGCGAGCACCGGCGACACCGGAGACACGGAUCUGGGCACAGGGGGCGGGAUUAAGCCACGGGUCGUGACCUCUGACCCCGCUGACCUCUGCUCCCGCGUGUUCGCGUCACAGCAGACGGAAAGGACAGAAAUAACCCUUCUUUUUUACCGCCGUUAUUUAGGUUCCACUAACCCCCCAUUUUCUUUUUUAUGGUUGUUUGGCGACGGACGAUGACGAGCGCUCUUCGUCUUCACGUCAAUGUCAGGCGGAGGUCCUGCCCGCUCCUGAUCGUGUUUGUUCGGCUUUAGAUAUUUUGGAUGUGAUGCUUUAAUGAAAUACCGGAUGUCCAAACUGCCCCGAAAUGAUUCACGCUGAUGAAAUAAGACACAGGAAUCCGUUCUUUUUACCCACGAUUCUUUGCUUCGAGCGUUUGCUGAUUUUUUUGGUUUCAUUUCAUGAAGAAAGGCACCAUUCGGCUCACAUUUCAGACCAAAAUGAAAAAAAUAAACACAUACGAAAUUAUGUUUUGCAUGAAGGAAACGAAACCCGUUUCUAAAAUCGUUGAUCGGCUGAUAUUUUUUGCAUUAUGAUAAUUAAGUCACACUCACUCUCAAAUUAAAUAACCGAACAUUAAUAAAUAAUAAAUCCUGAUCUUGUCACUGGGAUCACAAAUCGCCCCUUCCCAGAAAAAAGAUUUCCAUUAAAUUAUAAAAUUUAACAUUAAUAAAUAGUACUAUUAAAUAUAUAAUACUUUUAAAUUGACUUUGCAAUUUUAAUAUAUUAUUAUUCAUAUAAUGUGAUUAAUUGUAACCUGUUUAAUUGUCAUAAAAAUAAUAAAUUAAAAUAAAUCAUUUCUAUUAAUAUUUUUUUAUUUGUUUAUGUUUCUGCAUAUUAUGUUUUCGUUUAAAUUACCCUUUCGAUCAAUUCCGUUUCUUUAAAGUAGCUCGUUUAAGUAACUUUGCGGGGUUUUAUUUGAGCGCAUUAAGUUGAAUAUUAGUUCAAAGGAAAAAUAGCUCGUUUUUUGUAGUUUUUAUUCAAAGUUUUAGCGUUUGCGGUCCACCUGUAAUAACCCUGCUUUAUGCAAAAUGCAAUUUCUUAUUUCUCUUCGACGUCGGGGUGAAAUACGAGCGAAAAACGGAAGCGAGAACCGAGUUUGUAAUCCGUUUAUCUUCUCACGCGAAGCUUUGGAGGGGACCGACGGGUGCCGUGCGAUUCAGGCGAAUCGUUUCUGUUUGCUUGAAUCUGAAUCGGAAGGAUUCGACUCUCUAAGCGAAAGCAGACGCGAAAGAGCUUCCUCCGGAUCCCGGUUUCGUUACGGUUCAGGUCACGUCAUACAAACGGUUCGACCUGCGGACCUGGAGGAGGAAACCGAGCCUGGAAGGAGGUUUAUGCGUGGACACAUGCUUGUAAAUUUUAAAUCGAGCGAGUGUGUUCACGUGCGUGCUCCAGCGGGUGCGACCGAAGCUCCGAUCCCAGUUUAUUCCCAGUGUGUGUGAACGUGAGGUCAUUUCACACGCCUGUUGCUCGGUAACGGGUCGACAUGUGUCUCGGUGUCCUUCAUGUAUGCUCGUGUGUGUGUGUGUGUGUGUGUGUGUGUGUGUGUGUUUGAGAUAGCUGCACGUGUUUUUGUGUGUUUUGUUUAUGCAGUUUUAAGUGUUUUUUAAACUACAGAUAAGACGAGCUUCAUACUCUGUAUUUUAGUUUUGUUUUCCAGCACGCACUAAUCUAAACAUUAUUACACUGAGAUGCAGUGAAAAAUAUCUUUUUGGAGUUUAUACUUAAUGUAAGAAAAUAUAAGACAAUAAUGAUAAGUUUGUUUACCGUAUAAAUUAAUAUUUUCCGUAUUUGUGGACACUGAAGCAUCAGCAUAAAUCAUUUUAAUUAAAUAUAAAUCUGGUUUUCUAAAUAAACAUGUAAUAACUUUGAUUAUUUUUUUUUUCCCCAUUAGUUAUUUAUUUUAAAAUUAAUUCAGCACAACAAAGUUGUACAGUUAAUAUUUUCGAGUUGUACUUUUUUUCUUACGCUGAUAUUUUUUGCUUGUUUUAAGCAUCAGCUCACUAAUAACGUUAAAAAACAUUUGUACUGGAAAACAAGACGGAAAUACCGAUUUUAAAAAAAAGUCUUUUAUUUUGGCGAUUCAAGAUCUGUUCCUAAUCCUGGCGAGCUUCCUAACUAGACAGCUUCGAGAUGCAGCUUCCCACGUUUUUUUAAGAGAGAGCUCACUUAAAACAUUUAGUGCAUUUAGAUACGAAUGCAUUCUAACUAUUUUCAUUCAAAUGCAAGGUUUUUCGUGGCCCACUUCUUUGCAGCCUGCUGAGCUUCACUCUCGGUUAGGAUGCUGUCUAUGUAGGGAGCGCUAGGUUUAGAACAAGUUCUCGUCUGAUUGCUCUGUGUUUAUUUAUAACAUGCCUUCUUUAGCGAACGGCAUCUCGCUCUUCUGUUAGCUCUGAACUUAUAAAACCCACCUUCUUCUGUAAAUAAAUGUCUUUGCUCAUCUGUUUGUUCGUAACGCUCAUUGCUAACUUGCUUUUUAAUCACCCUAUCCUGUAUUGUUUCGUAUGCUAACCGGCAGAAGUGACACGGAAAUGUUUCUCACACAGUAACGAGCGUGUGUCCGGAUCUCUUUAGCAAGAAUCAGACUUUGAUGUUUUUACGCUUCACUUCACGUCUGUUGAUGUGUUUCUGUUCUUUAUUAAACUCGAAAAACCAACCAACAAUAAAACUGAUUGGAUCGAAA
Molecule: messenger RNA, 6160 nt
Organism: Puntigrus tetrazona (Sumatra barb)
Lineage: Eukaryota; Metazoa; Chordata; Actinopteri; Cypriniformes; Cyprinidae
Product: versican core protein-like
Biological process (GO): cell adhesion
Molecular function (GO): hyaluronic acid binding; calcium ion binding
Source: RefSeq, a predicted model, not a curated record